AAUCUAUGCAGAGACCCUUCAGCCGUAGUAGGUGGUGAAUUGAUAUUGGGUGGUAUUGAUCACAGUCAUUACGAAGGUAACCUCACAUACGUCCCUGUUACUCGCAAAGGAUACUGGCAAUUUGAUCUGGAUUAUGUCACAGUAGCGGGUAAUAAAUUGUCCCCGAAUAGCCAAGCUAUCGCUGACACGGGUACCUCACUAAUAGUUGGACCAUCAGCAGAUAUCGACUUUAUUAACCAAAAAAUUGGAGCUGAUAGUAAUGGAAUCGUGAAUUGUAGUACGAUUGAUCAGUUGCCUACAAUCGGUUUUGUUCUGAAUGGUAAAACGUUUAAUCUUACCCCUCACGAUUGUAUCAUUCAAGUAAGUAUUAUGGAUUGUAAUUCGGUUUAAAUUAUUUAAAGCCCACUUUACACGAUCUAUAAUUU
Molecule: messenger RNA, 425 nt
Organism: Formica exsecta
Lineage: Eukaryota; Metazoa; Arthropoda; Insecta; Hymenoptera; Formicidae
Product: lysosomal aspartic protease-like
Exons: 3
Biological process (GO): proteolysis; cell death
Cellular component (GO): lysosome
Molecular function (GO): aspartic-type endopeptidase activity
Source: RefSeq, a predicted model, not a curated record